Messenger RNA from Coniosporium apollinis CBS 100218, 933 nucleotides. RefSeq lists its product as uncharacterized. The coding region runs from base 1 to 933 and encodes 310 amino acids. Gene Ontology annotation, biological process: mRNA splicing, via spliceosome; protein modification process. NCBI's taxonomy places the organism in Eukaryota, Fungi, Ascomycota, Dothideomycetes. Gene Ontology annotation, molecular function: protein tag activity. Gene Ontology annotation, cellular component: cytoplasm; nucleus. The record is from RefSeq and is a predicted model, not a curated record. The transcript has 2 exons.
AUGCGACACCAAGUCCCGUAUAUACCUAUGUUCGGCGCAACAGAUCUGCACCUGUCGCGAAAUCCAGCAGUCCCGAGCAGUGGUGACGCCAAGGCCGAGCCCAGUCACGUGCCGUUCAACUCUCACAGCAGUCAGCACUGCUCCGACAGCCAACCCAAGUCGCAAUACCCCCCACAACCUCUCAACAACGCUCCCUCAGAAAUGCCAUCACCGCCACCCCGCCCCAACUCCCGCUCUCGCUCCCCCCACCGCAGCCGCUCGCGCUCCCGCAGCCCCCGCCGCGACCGCGAAGGAGACGCCAGACCAGCGAAACGCUCCCAACGCGGCGGAGGAGGAGGAGGAUUCCGGUGGAAAGAAAAGCCACGUCGGGACGAGGAACCUAGAAACGAGGAUGACGGCAGAGACGGACGGCUGAAUCGGGGAUAUAGGCGUGAACGGUCGCCGUAUCGGGGCAGGGAUCGCGAUCGAGAGAGGGAGAGGGAGAGGGAUGAGGAUGGGGGACGGAGAGGCGGGGAGGAGCGGGGCGCUAGGUAUUGGAAUGGAAGAGACGAACGGGAAAGGGAUAGGCAGGAUGAGAGGAGAGAUGGGGCGAGGAAGACUGACGGCGAUAGGCCUGAGCGGAAGGAAGGAAAAGGGAAAAAGAGGAGCGAGGAGAAGAAGCCUGCGCAACCUGCGCCCGCCGCGGCGUCAGGCGAGCCGAUGAUCAUUGUGUAUGUGAACGACCGGCUGGGUACGAAGGCGGCGAUUCCGUGUCUGGCGAGUGAUCCGAUAAAACUCUUCAAAGCCCAGGUCGCCGGCCGCAUCGGACGCCAGCCGCACGAGAUCAUGCUCAAGAGGCAGGGCGAGCGGCCAUUCAAGGAUCAGCUGACGCUGGAGGACUACGGUGUCAGCAACGGUGUGCAGCUUGACCUGGAAUUGGACACUGGAGACUGA